GUCUGGGCUGGGCUGUGAGAUUCCCGUGAUACUCGGAGGUUACCGCUCAGAGAAUCUUGACUGAUCGGAGAGUGUGGAAGUAGGCAAGAUAUACCUCACCCUUUUUUAGGCAGUAUAGCUCCCGAGGAACAGAUGAUGUGAGGGUCGAUCCUGAUCCAUGCCCAAUACACCUCUAUAAUCUAUCAGUCGUAUCGACUGCUGAGUUGCCAACGUGAAACCCUUAGUGCUCUUUCCCAGCGUCCCAGCACGUUACACAGUCCGCAAGUCUUCAAAAUGGGAUCUAGCCCGAAGAGCACCGGUAACCUUCAGCUGCCAGUGAUCAAUAUCUCGGGGUUCUCUGCCGAGGUCGGCAGGCAGUUGCUCGAUGCGGCCACCAGAUAUGGCUUCCUCUACAUCGACACCCAAGGGACUGGCUUCACUGAGCGCAUGGUCGACCGCGAAUUUGAGCUGUCACGCCAGUUCUUUGCCCUCCCAGAUGCGGCAAAGGAACAAUGGCGCAUUGACGAGACCAACCGUGGCUGGACGGGUAUGCAUGGAGAAAUCCUCGACCCCAAAAAGCAAAGGAAAGGAGAUUUCAAGGAAGCCUUCAACAUGGGGGAGUUCCACGACGGAAAGCCACAGCAGCCGAUGCCUGAAGUGCUCGAGACGGCCAUCGACGAGCUGGCGGAGUUUGAGAAGACCUCUAAAAGAGUUUGCGAUCGGAUCCUUGACCUGCUCGGACUAGGACUCGAAGUCGAGGAGCCCGACUUCUUCUCAUCACGACAUACCCAGCCCAGUGGCAGUAUCGUUCGAUUUCUACACUACCCGUCGGUCCCGGCAGAUGUGGACUACCAGCCAGAGGUUGACAUUCGAGCGGGUGCUCAUUCUGACUAUGGAAGUAUUACUCUCCUGUUCCAACGUCCAUCACAACCUGGACUGGAGAUACUGGCUGGCACGGAUACGUGGGCUCCUGUCCCCGUCAUACCAGAAGGUUACCACUCGGCGACCUUUCCUCCAAUCCUGGUCAAUAUUGCCGAUCUCUUGUCAUAUUGGACCAACGGCCUCCUGAAAAGCACGGUUCAUCGCGUCAUCUUUCCCAAAGACGCGAAGCGAGGCGGCGAGGAUCGUUACUCGAUAGUGUAUUUCUGCCAUCCUGGAAACGAUGUAGAACUCGUCCCGGUGCCGAGCAAGUUAGUGGCCGCCCGUGUGUUGGAGGACGGGACACAGGUCGGGUACGGAGGAGGCGCUGCAACCAAGCGCGCGAUCACUGCCAAGGAACAUCUAGAAAAUCGGCUGAGAGCGACGUAUGAUUUCAGGUUGAAGAAAAAUAGGGAGGGUGCUGGGCAUAGUAGUCCAUGAGCAGUGACUGCGGAUCCAAGGCGAGAGGUGCUUCAGAAGCGAUCUAGUAAUCCACACUGCGUCGGUGCCCUGAAGCCGGCUCAACGAUACCCAGGUAGUAAUGACCGUCCAGAAAAUGAACUUAAACGGGCUGCCAGUGCAGUGUAGCACUGGCAGAAUAGAUCUCCGCUCAUUCUGUCCUAGAUGGCAAGGCUUCAGCCUCGUGGCAGUUGCAGCCAGUGGCACAGACAUGAGGAUUAGGCGGGAC
Molecule: messenger RNA, 1585 nt
Organism: Exophiala dermatitidis NIH/UT8656
Lineage: Eukaryota; Fungi; Ascomycota; Eurotiomycetes; Chaetothyriales; Herpotrichiellaceae
Exons: 1
Coding region: 274-1338 (354 amino acids)
Molecular function (GO): dioxygenase activity
Source: RefSeq, a predicted model, not a curated record